This is a messenger RNA of Triplophysa rosa, 1220 nucleotides long. It is a transcript of the gene rexo2, whose product is annotated as small fragment nuclease. The coding region runs from base 18 to 839 and encodes 273 amino acids. The transcript has 7 exons. Gene Ontology annotation, cellular component: mitochondrion. Gene Ontology annotation, molecular function: 3'-5'-RNA exonuclease activity; nucleic acid binding. Lineage: Eukaryota; Metazoa; Chordata; Actinopteri; Cypriniformes; Nemacheilidae. The record is from RefSeq and is a predicted model, not a curated record.
GCUCGGAAGACGGCAGUAUGCGGGCGCACAUGUCGAGCGCGGCUUGUUUUACUGGUUUCAGACUCCUGACUCGAUCCUGCGUGUCAUCACAGCGGGUCAGACGAUACCCACCCGUGUCAUCUGCCCACAGCUUCUCGCUCUUCAGUCCAUGUGCCUCUGUACUCUCCAGAGGCUUGAUGUCAAAGCGAUCAGACAGCAGGAAGAUGUCAAAGCGAUCAGACAGCAGGCAGAUGUCAAAGCUCAUGGCGCAGCGGAUGGUCUGGGUGGAUUUGGAGAUGACAGGGCUGGACAUCGAUAAGGACCAUAUUAUUGAGAUGGCUUGUAUCAUUACCGACUCGGACCUGAACAUCGUUGCAGAGGGCCCUAAUUUGAUAAUAAAUCAACCAGAUGAGCUGCUUGACAGCAUGUCAGACUGGUGCAAAGAGCAUCAUGGCGAGUCAGGAUUGACUCGGGCCGUGAGAGACAGUGACAUCACUCUUCAGCAAGCGGAGUAUGAGUUCCUGUCCUUCAUUCGCCAGCACACGCCACCUGGCCAGUGUCCUCUCGCAGGGAACUCUGUCCAUGCGGAUAAGAAGUUUUUGGAUAAGUACAUGACUCAGUUCAUGCGACACCUGCAUUAUCGCAUUAUAGACGUGAGCACAAUUAAAGAGUUGUGCAGACGAUGGUAUCCUGAAGAGUUCAAGCUCACGCCACAGAAAAAAGCAUCUCAUAGAGCGUUGGAGGACAUCCAAGAGAGCAUUAGAGAGCUGAAGUUUUACAGAGCCAAUGUUUUCAAACCUGUUUUGGAGGAGAAGAAGAGAAAAGUAGUCGAGAAUGGAAAUAAGAUGUCUGUGAGCUAAUCUGCAAACACAGGAGAGAAAAAUCCAUCUGGAGUGAUUUUUAGGAUCUGGUGUUGAAUUCAGGGGGUGUUGACGGCCUCACGGUUCUUUUUCUUGUUUUAGUUCUCAUCUCGGUGAAUAACUUGGUUUAAAAAAAGAGGUUUGAAAUGAUGUAAAUGAUUUUGACCAAGUUCAUUUUAUCCAAAUUUAGGAAUUUGAUUUGUUACCUGCUUUUCAUUAGAUCAUGCUGGUGUGCAGUAAAGACACGAAAUUGAAUUGUGUUUGAAUUGAAGUUCUUAUGUCUACGAGUGUUUUCGUCACACGUUUUUGAAAUAAAAUCAUUUGUUGUAAAUUGGUUGUUUGUAAUUUGUUUCAAUUUAGUGUUGCCAUCUGAAAUGCCAG